AUGCAGGCACUCAACUUCUCCCCGGAGACGAGACAGCUACCCUUCCUCCUCGCCACCACCAACUCUCCCCUCCCUAUCCUCCUCCUCCUCCUCACCUGCCUCCCCUCCCUCCUCCUAGCAGCCCAUUACAUCCGCAAAGACUACCACGCCUUCCUCGCCCUCGGACCAGGCGGCACGCCCUCAACACCAACCGGCUACGCUCGCAUCUGCAUCCUCCGCCUCUUCACCGUCCGCGAUCCCCUCUCGCCCCCCUCCACCCCGCCAUCCCUCCACCCCAAGCACGGGCAGCUCCCCUCCUCCCUCCCCAUCCGGGCAGGGCCCCGCCCAACCGUCGCAGGGAUAGCACCCCACAGACAGACGACCCAGCGCGCCAGCAAAACAAUGUACGCGACGCUGUCGAACCGGAUCCACGAGCUGGUCAACGCGCACCCUUCCGCCCUCCGCGCCGCGACCUCCUGCUUCGAGAAACACAGCACGGGGAUCUUCUGUUUGGCCGCGCAGGCGCAGGCGCAGGCGCAACGGCACACCUGCGACGGCGAAGUGUGCCACUCGCAUCCGGUUGACGGGAGCUUGCAUCUCACGCUGCAUCCGGCGGAUGUAAGGGCUGUGCUGGAGAAGGGGUGGGGGGAGCGGCAUCCGCUUGCGUGGGAUGACGGCGGGGAGGAGUGGUGUUGGUGGUGGUGGGCGAAGAGUGUGCCGCCGGGAUUUGUGAUGAUUUAUGCGCCGAGGGAUGAGAGGGAGUUGGAAGUUGUCAUGGACAUUAUUCGGGCGGCUGUGUGGUGGGUUGGUGGGACGGAGCUGAAAUGA
Messenger RNA from Aspergillus fischeri NRRL 181, 807 nucleotides. RefSeq lists its product as uncharacterized. The record is from RefSeq and is a predicted model, not a curated record. Lineage: Eukaryota; Fungi; Ascomycota; Eurotiomycetes; Eurotiales; Aspergillaceae. The transcript has a single exon. Bases 1 to 807 code for a protein of 268 amino acids.